ACACAUUGAGCACUCCGAGAGAGAGAGUGUGUGUGAGAGAGAGAGAGAGGUCAGUGCGCGUGAGGACUCGCUGGAUGAGACGCGGUAAGUGAGAGUACACAGCGACCGAGCGGUGAGAGCUACAGUAACACAGCUUGUGGAUACACGGAAGCACACACUGCGUUAGGAGCGGAGAGCAGAAGCAACGUAGAAGGACGGUGCAUUACAGACUUCCAAAAGGACUCGAAAACCUUCAAACACAUCUUGUUCAGAGUUCCAACAGAGAAUGAAGUCCGUUUGGCUGGUGAUUGUGGUGCUGACAGGUUGCUGUUGGGCUUCCCGUUUCAGUCAAGACUCAACCCAAGUUCCCAAUCAGGAAGAGAAUACAGCCUGGAACGACUCCAGUGCAGAGCAAUCUGGGUCACGGAACACACCCAACACCCCGAUUCCACCCAUGUGCGUCAGACCCAGUGAGAUCAGGCACACGUUUAAGUACAUAAACACUGUCAUAUCCUGCAUGAUUUUUGUGGUGGGCAUCAUCGGAAACUCAACACUGCUGCGCAUCAUCUACAAGAACAAGUGCAUGAGGAAUGGGCCAAAUGUGCUCAUUGGCAGCUUAGCUUUGGGAGAUCUUCUCUACAUUCUUAUUGCCAUCCCUAUCAACGUCUUCAAGCUUCUAGCAGAAGACUGGCCAUUUGGUGUGUACAUCUGCAAGCUCACGCCGUUUAUUCAGAAGGCCUCAGUGGGCAUCACAGUUCUUAGCCUGUGUGCCCUUAGUAUUGACAGAUAUCACGCUGUGACCUCAUGGAGCCGAGUGAAAGGAAUGGGCAUUCCGUUAUGGAAAGCUGUGGAAGUAACACUCAUCUGGCUACUGUCAGUGAUCCUAGCAGUUCCUGAGGCUUUGGCCUUUGACAUAAUGGACAUGUUUUACAGAGGCAAGAAACUGCGGGUGUGCUUGCUUCAUCCUGUACAGACCACAGAGUUUCUGAAGUUUUAUCAGGAUAUAAAGGACUGGUGGCUGUUUGGCUUUUACUUCUGUUUACCACUGGCUUGCACUGGUGUCUUCUACACCCUUAUGUCAUGUGAGAUGCUGAAAAGGAAGAAAGGAAUGCGCAUUGCCCUUAACGAUCAUAUGAAGCAGCGGCGGGAAGUGGCUAAAACUGUAUUCUGCCUCGUGGUAAUUUUUGCUCUCUGCUGGCUACCACUUCACCUCAGCCGCAUACUGAAAAAGACUGUCUACAAUCUGAAUGACCCCAACCGCUGUGAGCUUCUAAGCUUCCUUCUUGUGAUGGACUAUAUCGGCAUCAAUAUGGCUUCCCUCAAUUCAUGCAUCAACCCUGUGGCUCUCUACUUUGUCAGUCAGAAGUUCAAAAAUUGUUUCAAGUCCUGCCUUUGCUGUUGGUGCCAGAGGAAUUCUUCAGCCAUCGAGCAAGGCUCAGGAGUCCGCUGGAAAGGGUCAAGUCAUGGUAAUGGUCUUGAUCGGUCCAGCUCACGGUCUAGUCAGAAGUACAGCUCCUCAUAAAUACUUCAUCAUACCUAAGGUUCCUGGGCUUUGCAGCCACCAGGUUUGGCCUCGGUACCACAAAAUCAAUUCCCAUCAUCCCUGAGGGCUCAAACUGCCAUUUAUUUUCAAGAGACUUCCACAUUAAAACUAUGGACCAGGACAAUUGAGCAGAGUCACCAAAUCACUUCUGUUCAAGAAGACUCCCAGCACAAAGAACACAUUUACAUGGUAAUUCAUAGACUGGAUGAGUCUUGCACGUUAUCUUAGUCACUUCUGGCCCAUACAGGCUGGAUCCUGGAGGUCUAAAUAUAGUAUUGCCACUGGAUGGCUCCAGUUUGGGGGCUUUAGGGGCCCAUGAUAAGACUGAAACUGCACUGGAGUGAGAGUAAAGCACUAUGAGUUUUUGGUGUCCAUUUUUACUUUAGACAGAACUUAAGAACUUCCAUAAAACAAAAGGAAUAAUACAUGCUUGUACUUUGCCAACUUGUAGCAGUGUGUAAUACACUAUUGGUAAAUAUGACAUGUAUUGUGUAAGCUUUAUAGCAAACAAGAAAGAUGAUCAUGCUUAGAUUGCUCCUUCACAUUUUCCAAUGGUUCUAGUUUCUGUAAAUGUUUAUUCCACUCAUCCCACUACAACCAUUCAUUCAAAACUGAAGAUACACUGGUUAUAUAUGCAGCUUAAAUUUGUUCUUUAGUAAAAAAAGAUAUGUACAUCUAUGGCGAUUUGUGACACACUUGCUGAAAAGAAGUCAGAGUAAGACACAAAACUCACCCAGUUUAAAAGCCAAAUCUCUGGACUUGUAAUGAAGCGGCAUGAGAAAUGCUUGUGUGCUUCUAGUAGCAGUUACUUUCAUUUGUGUCAACUUUAUGUGAACUUUGACCUGUGAAUUCAUGGACCUUUAUGUUUACAUUUACAUUUAUGAUGUUACCGCUACAGUCUUUUCAAAAUCACAUGCCAUAAGACUGCCUGUAACAGUAAGAGGAAGAAAAAUAAAUUUACUGUAGACAAAUAGGAGAAAAUUUGGUUGUGCAUUUUGGUAAUGACAGAGUGCAGCGUGAUUGUGAUGUCCAUUGCAUUAAAUAUAUUCAAUUAGUAUACAGGCUAUUAUAUACUACAUUAUCUUCAUUAGUUCAUUUUAUUUUUCAAAAUAUAGGGUGUGUAU
This is a messenger RNA of Clarias gariepinus (North African catfish), 2646 nucleotides long. Its product is annotated as endothelin receptor type B-like. The coding region runs from base 266 to 1501 and encodes 411 amino acids. The record is from RefSeq and is a predicted model, not a curated record. NCBI's taxonomy places the organism in Eukaryota, Metazoa, Chordata, Actinopteri, Siluriformes, Clariidae. Gene Ontology annotation, biological process: enteric nervous system development; vasoconstriction; regulation of blood pressure. Gene Ontology annotation, cellular component: membrane. The transcript is spliced from 8 exons. Gene Ontology annotation, molecular function: endothelin receptor activity.